ACGCAACCAGGAAGACUGGACAUCCCACAAUGCAACGCGAUCCCAAUGAGUCUCUUCUUUAUCAACACAUGGCCAGUGCUUGCUAAUAUUUUCUUGUUUAACUUAAACCUAACUGCGUUUUUGAAGUGUGUGUCAAUUUUUCACUCUGCUACCAAAUGAAAGUUAAAGUCCUCUCGAGGAACCCGGAUGAUUAUGUCCGGGAGACCAAACUAGAUAUUCAGCGUGUUCCUAGAAACUAUGACCCAGCUCUUCAUCCGUUUGAGGUGAGCAGAGAGUACACCCGGGCUCUGAAUGCCACUAAACUUGACAGGGUGUUUGCCAAGCCUUUCCUGGCCUCUCUGGAUGGACACAGAGAUGGGGUGAACUGCAUGGCCAAGCACACCACGAGCCUCUCCACCCUGCUCUCUGGCUCCUGCGAUGGGGAGGUGAAAGUGUGGAAUCUGACCAAACAUGAAUGUGUCCGCACGCUCCAAGCACAUGAAGGUUUUGUCCGGGGAAUGGUUGUCCGUUAUUGUGGAACAUCCUUCUUUACGGUUGGCGAUGACAAAACAAUCAAGCAAUGGAAAAUUGAGGCGCCAGGUUACGGAGAGGAAGAGGAGCCACUCAACACUAUUCUGGGCAAGACAGUCUUCACAGGACUGGACCAUCACCAGAAGGAGGCUGUGUUUGCAACAUGUGGCCAGCAGGUGGACAUCUGGGAUGAGCAGAGGAGCAGCCCAAUCCGCUCUUUCACCUGGGGCGUAGACAGCUUCAGCUCUGUCCGUUUCAACCCUGUGGAGACUGAACUUCUUGCAAGCUGUGCCUCUGACAGAAGUAUAGUACUGUAUGACAUGAGAGAAUCCGCACCACUUAAAAAGGUUAUUAUGACAAUGAGGAGCAACACAUUAUGCUGGAACCCUAUGGAAGCCUAUUACUUCACAUGUUCAAAUGAGGACUACAACCUCUACACAUAUGACAUGAGGUACCUGGACCGGCCAAUCACUGUGCACAUGGACCAUGUCUCUGCAGUGCUGGAUCUUGACUAUUCUCCCACUGGGAAGGAGUUUGUAUCUGCCAGUUUUGACAAAACCAUCCGCAUCUUCCCCAAGGACGGUGGUCACAGCAGGGAAGUCUACCACACCAAACGCAUGCAGCAUGUCAUCUGUAUAAAGUGGUCAGCAGACAACAAAUACAUCCUGAGCGGUUCUGACGAAAUGAAUAUCCGACUGUGGAAAGCCAACGCAGCUGAGAAACUAGGAGUGCUGGCCCCCAGAGAGAGAGAGGCCAGAAACUACAGCCAGAAGCUGAAGGAGAAGUUCCAGCACCACCCGCAGAUCAGACGCAUCGCUCAUCACCGACAUCUACCCAAGAACGUCUACCACCAGAGCAAGGAGCUGAGGAUUAUGAAAGAGGCUCGCCGUAGGAAGGAGAGGAAUGUCCGCAAGCACAGCAAACCAGGCGCUGUUCCUGUGGUGUCUGAGAAGGAGAAGCAUGUUGUGACUGUGGUCAAAUAGACAGAGUUGGAGAAGAGAACAUAAGGCCAAAGGUCUGCCAUCAAGAGGUGGAGCCCAAGAUCACACCCACAUGGGACAUGUUCAGACUGCUUUCACUUAAUAGAAUUUUUUUUUUUUAAAGGUUUAAUUUGUCAGUUGUGGGAAAGACAAGUGCCCAGUUAUGCAUCGUUUGAAGUAAAAGGACACAGACUGUAAAUACAUAUAAACAACAAAUCUUGUAAAGAAUUCUCUUUUCUGCCUUGUUUGGUCCUGUAUUUAAGUGACUAAGCACACGUUUUGCUUUGAGCAAGUUUGUAUCACAGGAUCCACAAACACCACGACAAUUUAUGAAAUUAAGAACAGAUUAAAUUGAUUGUGUUUAAAGAACGUCACGUGACUUGGUACCUACUUGCAACAAUUAAUGUUCCUUGUGGUUUCAUUAGAUUUUUUUUUUUUUUUUUCCAUGAAUGAAGUUCAAGAAAUGUGCUACAGCUGAUUAUUAAAACUACCAGAAAUGGCAUAAAGGUUUCAGUAUGCUUCAAAUGACUUGCAGUCCAACAUCUGAAGGCAAAAGUGUUGUGUUAAGAAUUGCCACACUCAAAGGCCUGUCGAAGAGCUUGCUGUCAUAGCCUCAUCCUGGCUGUAUGCAUGAUCAUUCUCCAAGAAGUCUCUUUUGUUGUUUCAACAUGGUAAAUCGUACAAAUGGGGCUAAUGUUAGACACAUUGGAACAGUCUCUCUGUGAUCUAGUCUCUCAUGGUGCUGCACUCAGUAGUACACAUGAAAAGUGAUGGAAGUAACUAUGACAAAAGACAGCUUGAGAGUAAAGUUCACACCCUCCCUUACUUUCUACUACACACCUGGCCAAUCGCUCCAUAAGGUGGCCGUGAUUUUCCAAUGUUUCUUUAAGUUAUAAAAAUGGUCAUUGUUAAACGAUCAGACGAACAUUUAUUUUAAAGCAUACUGACGCCUUAAGAAACAUUUGCAAAGUGUUAUAUAGCUCCAGGGGUUGUUUUCUAAAGUUUACUUUUAGCCAUUGUACUGGACAUUAAAUACUGAGCUUUGUAAAAUAACCAUCUGAAAGAGAGCAAGGGCAGAUGUUCUGGCUUACUAGCAAAAACAUUUUCAUCAGUUUUGCCAUGUUUCCCCUCAGUUUUGGAAUAUCUAAUUACCUAUGGGUUAGGUAACAUUUUUAGAGUGCAUACUGCACUCAAAAUCUGUGUGUGUAUAUAGGACUGACACACUAUUUGCUGAUGUAUAUUUAUAAUAAACUUCCAAACUAA
This is a messenger RNA of Siniperca chuatsi (mandarin fish), 2753 nucleotides long. It is a transcript of the gene dcaf13, whose product is annotated as ddb1 and cul4 associated factor 13. The record is from RefSeq and is a predicted model, not a curated record. Lineage: Eukaryota; Metazoa; Chordata; Actinopteri; Centrarchiformes; Sinipercidae. Gene Ontology annotation, cellular component: nucleolus; small-subunit processome. The transcript has 11 exons. Gene Ontology annotation, molecular function: protein binding. Gene Ontology annotation, biological process: maturation of SSU-rRNA from tricistronic rRNA transcript (SSU-rRNA, 5.8S rRNA, LSU-rRNA). The coding region runs from base 156 to 1493 and encodes 445 amino acids.